GACGCCUCGGCUUCUCUUGGUGCUCCGACUCCUCCGAGUGUGUCCACGGCGACGCCGCCUGUCUUGCCUCGCCCGACUGCGGCCCCGCCGCCCCCGCCGGCCCCAGUGGCAGCCGAGAGGCCGGUGGGAAGGAUUCUUCGGCCAGCAACUUGGCAGCACAGAAUAUUGUGCCUGGGCGGAUGCGCGUCUUUGGGUGCAUCAAAGCUGAGGACACCGAGAUUCCAGACACCUGGGAGGAGCUCGAAACCAGCAGCGUGAGCACGAAGGCUCCCAGCUCGGAGGAGGACUCAAGAGCAAGGAGUCGUUUGCACAAAGAUUUGCAGAAUCUGAACAAGGCUGUGGCCAAGUGGCAGAGGCAUGGUGAGAAGGACAUCGUUGAGCGAAUCAGGAGCUCCAGAGCGGCCCUGCGACUCCGAGAGCGGGAAGACUUCGAUGAGGAGCGCUUCGUUCAAAGCGGAUGCUCUGUCGCCGAGAACGUGCCUGAGGACGUUUGCCCCACUCAGAAGCUUGCCGAGGAGCUGUGCCCUACGCAGCAGUUGCUUGAGGAAGUCGAGGAGCCCGCACCAGCUGUGCACAAGCUGGAUCCUGGCUUUCUCCCGGAGAAGGCACAGGCCUACAGCCGGAAGUCUGCGAAGCGUCGAGGAAGGGAUUCUGCCGAUUCUGCCUCUUCAGGCCUGAAAAAAGCUGCGGAGAAAGUCGCUUCCGAGGUGCAACCGGUGCAACCUGUGCCAAGGGCUCGAGACGCGAGGCUGAGUUUUCAGCAGAUGGUUUCUUUGGGUCGCCGGCUGCGCGGCAAGCAGCCAACGAUCGAAAGACAUGAGGCCUUCGCAUGCGAUGCUGCCGGGGACGAGUCGAAGGAACCGGGGAAGCUUGAGGCCAAGUUUCAGCCGGAGGUGCGUGAAGCUGAAGAGCCCCUGGCCCUCGAGGAGGCUCCAGACGGAGCUGCUGCAGCGGACUCGGCAGAGCCGGAGCUCGUGGACUUGAAGGCCAAGGCUGGUUGGAACUGCGAGCUCCAAUCUCUCUCAUGUCCAGGACCAGAGGACAAGAAGCAUUCUCCUGUGCACUCCGAGCACCGCGAGCCAGUGGACUGCCCCGAGGCUCGCGACAAGCGUCCGCAGCGCUGGAGGUGGGUGAAGGCCCAGAAAGUCGCAGACUAG
This is a messenger RNA of Symbiodinium necroappetens, 1157 nucleotides long. The record is from the annotation of a GenBank genome assembly. NCBI's taxonomy places the organism in Eukaryota, Dinophyceae, Suessiales, Symbiodiniaceae.